ACUUUUAAAUAAAGUUGUCCGUUGAAUAAGAUCCUACAAUCAUGGCGUCCGACCAGACCGGCGACGUAGUUCCUCCUUCUCUCUCAGCUAAAGUAGUUGGGUCGUUUGCUUACUUGACAGUGAGAGACAGAUUGCCCACCAUCCUCACCAAAGUGAUAGACACACUCCAUCGCAACAGAAACAUUUUUUUUGAAGAAUAUGGGGAGGAGGGAAUCCAAGCAGAGAAGCAAGCCAUUUCUCUGCUGUCCAAGUUGAGGAACGAGUUGCUAACAGACAAACCCAUACUCGCCCUGACGGACGGCCUGGAGGACACGGACCCUUGGAACCGGUACCUGCAGAGACAACAGUGGCAGCAUGGCAAUCAGGAACUGGUUAGCUGGUUUAAGUCCCCAUGGCUGUAUGUGGAGUGCUACAUGUACCGCAGGAUACGGGAGGCCCUCUGGCUCAACCCUCCCAUCAGUGGCUACGAUGUCUUCAAGGAGGGGAAGACUCAGAGCUUCUUUGAGUCUCAGCAGGCUAUCAUGGCUUUGUGCACAUUCUUUGAGGGCUUCAACAAGAACUUGGGAGACAUCCCCGAAAAUCAGCUUCAGGAGUAUUUCAACAAACUGCUACAGAUUUGUCUUUGGGGGAACAAAUGUGAUCUGUCAAUCUCUGCUGGGAUGGACAAUUCUCAGAAGACAAGUCCCAUCGACUCUCUAGCUACCCUGCAGAAGUUCAUCUUAGUGGAUGACUCAGACGUGAUGUGGUCGAGGCUCAUUUCUGCACGCCAACAAAGACACUCUGGGAAAAGGAGCUCAGUUCGAGUGGACUUUGUUCUGGACAACGCUGGCUUUGAGUUGGUCACUGACUUGGUCUUGGCCGAUUUCCUGGUGUCCUCCGGUCUGGCCCAUGAGGUCCACUUCCAUGGCAAAUCCUUCGCGUGGUUCGUCUCGGACGUGACGGCCGAGGACUUUCAUUGGACCAUCCGGCAAAGCAUGGCGGCCAAUCACAGGUGGACGUCUCAAAGAGGCGUGCAAUGGCAGCAAUAUGUGAAGGAGGGAAUGUGGUCCUAUCACGACCAUCCCUUCUGGACACAGCCCAACGAGUUCUGCGACAUGGCGGCCGACGCUCCGGACCUGUACGCGACUCUACAGUCAGCAGACUUGGUGGUGUUUAAAGGCGAUCUCAACUACAGGAAGCUGGCGGGAGAUCGCGACUGGGACCACACAGUGGCCUUUGAGCGUGCGCUGAGGGGAUUUGGACCAGCACCGCUGUGCAGUUUGAGGACUCUUAAGGCCAACAUUCAAGUGGGUCUGCAGCCAGGUCAGGGGAGCAAGCUGAGCUCUCAGGACCAGGACUGGAUGACAUGCGGAAAGUACGCCGUCAUUCAGUUCCACAGCCCAAACUCGGAUCAGCAAGACUGACCUCGCGAUCAAUGAUCAACUCUUGUCUUCAAGCCAUAACGCAAUGGGGUCAUUGUCACUUUUUCACUCGCUCAUAGAGAAAUCACUUAACAUCACUAUCAUUUUGUAACAACUGCUUCUCAAUCUAAUGUUUUUCUUUGAUUUCUUCACAUCCGAGUUUUUACAGUUCAAAGUUAAUAAUGCUGUGAAAUAAUUAAUAAAAAGUAAUGGUAAGGUGCCAGUAUAUUGUGCUAUGUCUUAAUGUUUACGGGUGAUGUUGUUUGACGCGAGCUGUCCUUAAAGUUAGCUUCAGUCAUUAGGCUGCACUGGGCCUGUUUUCAUGAGAUGUUACUCUGAUUUUGUACAAAAAGCAAACACUGAUUUCAAGUAAAUCUUUAAAUGAGU
Molecule: messenger RNA, 1787 nt
Organism: Syngnathus acus (greater pipefish)
Lineage: Eukaryota; Metazoa; Chordata; Actinopteri; Syngnathiformes; Syngnathidae
Gene: dcph1
Product: acidic residue methyltransferase 1
Exons: 5
Coding region: 42-1403 (453 amino acids)
Biological process (GO): DNA damage response
Cellular component (GO): cytoplasm; nucleus
Molecular function (GO): phosphatase activity
Source: RefSeq, a predicted model, not a curated record